CAAGACUUUAAAGAUGAGCGACUCUUCCAAGAAAGAAGGUGACAUUCUGCUGCCUGCAGAGCUGAGGAUCGUCCUGCUCGGGAUGGUUGGAGUUGGGAAGAGUGUUUCAGGAAACAAAAUCCUGGGCAAUGACCUAUUUGACUCAAAGCGCUGUCCAUCUGCUGUCACACAGAAGUGCCAGAAGGAAAUGGGGAAUAUUAACAACCAAAAUGUGGUUGUUGUUGAUACUCCUGGUCUGUUAAGCAUUGACCAAACAGAAGCGGAGAUUGUGAGAGAGAUCAAGAAAUCCAUCAAUCUUGCCGAACCUGGUCCUCACGUGUUCCUGAUUGUGCUGAGUGUGAAAGAUAAAUACACAAAGAAAGAAGAAGACAUGGUGAAAAGCAUUCGCGAUACAUUUGGCAAAAACACAAUGGAUUACACUAUGGUGUUGUUCACCCAUGGAAAAGAUCUGCAAGGUACCAUAGAAGACUUUUUUCGUGGCAAUGAAAAUCUCCACGAGCUAAUCAAAAAGUGCAAGUAUGAAUACCAUCUUUUUGACAAUCGCUCAGGGACCGACCAGGUCGAAGAUGUCCCUGAGCGAUUGUCUCUACUGAAGAAGAUCAACGAUAAGGUUCAGACAGCAGAAGGAAGAUACUACACCGCUGAGAUGCUCCAAGAGGCUGAAACUACCUUACAACAACAGGUACAAAAUGGCCCAGAAGGAGGAACACGACCCAAGCUAGCUUAUAUUAAAGUUGGUUUGGGUGUUGGAUGUCUGUUUGGAUAUCUUUCUUUUAAUGGUCAGAUGAUGUCUGCCAUAGGAGCGGUACUAGGAGCCGUAGGGGGUGGACUACUGUGCGCUGCACUGGCAAGUUUAGUGAUACACACCCAAAAAAAGGGCAAAUGGAGCGAAACAUUUAGUUGUCUUGUUUAAGCUGAUCAGACCAAUUCUUACAAAUGAAAAUACUGUAAAGGGGGAAAUGAUGAUGGUGUGGUUUGUAUAUUUAGUUAUUUCUGUUUUGUUUUAAUGCCUGCUAAUUCAAAGUAGCCUAUGUUUAAUAAACAAGGGCCAUUCUCACAGUAGGUGAGUUAGCUACGUUUGCUGGUGAUUGGUUGUGGGCUGACCUAAACCUUUUAUGUUUCUAGAAUAAUAAAUAAUAUCACCCAGUUUAGAUUAAUAUAGUAUGGGCUCUGACCGUGUCAUCCCCAAUAAGUAAUUGAAUAAUAACUUCCACGCUGACAGUCGUCUUUCAGAUAUUAUACUCAACACUUUUCUAAUACAAGAGCCUGCAUAAAGAGUUUAUCAGUUGUAACUAACAACUUUAAUAGUUAAUGUGUUGUAGAUCUGUUGUGUGUCACUAAUAGGGACAACAGUAGGGUUGCCAGGUUGUGAGAAAUCCUGCUCUAGUGUUUAUCCUUUCUAUGUUGUAAUAAUUAUGUUAUACAUUUUGGUCAAUUCACUCAUAAAUACUCAUUGGUUUCUCACUUUUGAAUGAGCUGUUAAUUCUGUGGUUAUACAUUUUAUUAAAUGGAUUUUAAACCAAACAUUUGUUUCAUCAUUUCUAGAAAACAUCAGGGAUUGAUUUAAAAUGAGUCAUGUAAAAAUAGUAAAAAGAGCACGUACCUAUGUCAUGGACUAAGGUCCAUA
Perca fluviatilis (European perch) is the source of this 1627-nucleotide messenger RNA. RefSeq names its product GTPase IMAP family member 9-like. Gene Ontology annotation, molecular function: GTP binding. Bases 14 to 913 code for a protein of 299 amino acids. NCBI's taxonomy places the organism in Eukaryota, Metazoa, Chordata, Actinopteri, Perciformes, Percidae. The transcript is spliced from 2 exons. The record is from RefSeq and is a predicted model, not a curated record.